Strigops habroptila (Kakapo) is the source of this 5377-nucleotide messenger RNA. Its product is annotated as glypican-5-like. Lineage: Eukaryota; Metazoa; Chordata; Aves; Psittaciformes; Psittacidae. The coding region runs from base 68 to 1888 and encodes 606 amino acids. The transcript is spliced from 9 exons. Gene Ontology annotation, cellular component: cell surface; extracellular region; plasma membrane. The record is from RefSeq and is a predicted model, not a curated record. Gene Ontology annotation, biological process: cell migration; positive regulation of canonical Wnt signaling pathway; regulation of protein localization to membrane.
GAAGCUCCGGGACCGGCUCACGGCCCGCGCCCCGCAGCGCUCCGGCCCGCGGCCGCCGGGGUGCGAGAUGGCCGCAGACGGGAGCCGCGGGGUGCUGGGGCUGUGGCUGCUGGCGGCGGCGGGGCUGUGCGGCGGGGUGGCGGCGGGCAAGUCCCCCAGCUGCCACGAAGUGCGGACGGCGUUUCAGCUGCGGCAGAUCGGGCCCCUCAAGCUGGUCCCCGACGUGCCCACGGCCGAGUCAGAUUUACAGAUCUGUCAACACAGAGCACCAACGUGCUGCACCAAAAAAAUGGAAGAAAGCUACCAGGCAGCUGUUCGAAGGGAGAGGACUCAAAGUAUCCAGGCACUGAACUUUGAACUGAAGUACAUGAUUGUGGGUCACAUCACAGCUUUUCAAGAGGCCUUUGAGUCUUUGCUUCGCUUUGCUGAAAACCGCACAAGUUCCCUGUUUGAGACAGCUUACAGACCUAUGGCAAAAGAAGCAGCAGAGCCUGUUAAAGAACUUUUUACAGACAUCUCUCUCUACAUUCUGGGUGCGGAGACUACAGUGGAAAGUGCAGUAUUACGGUUCUUUGACAGUCUCUUUCCCCUGGUGUAUAGUCGGCUAAUAAACCCAGGAAUUACAGAUUUAUCAGAGGACUAUACAGAGUGUCUACGGCUUACAAGGCAAGACAUAAAUCCUUUUGGACACUAUUCUAAAAACAUGGUUACAGAGCUGUCAAAAUCUCUUUGGGCAAGUAGGAUGCUCAGCCAGGCCCUCAGUCUGGGCAUUGAAGUGAUAAAUACUACUGAACAUGCAGCUCUCACGAAGGAAUGUAGCAAAGCUCUAGUGAAGAUGCAGUAUUGCCCGCAUUGCCAGGGCCUGACACUCAUCAGGCCCUGUGUUGGAUAUUGUCUAAAUGUAAUGAGGGGCUGCUUGGCCAGUGUGUCAGAACUGGAUGCACAAUGGAGGGAGUAUAUCUCCACGCUGGAAUAUCUGACUAAUGAAAUGGCUGCCUCACAUGAUGUGGAAAUUGCACUGACGGGAAUCUGGAACUCCAUCAAUGAAGCCAUCCUGCAUGCACAGUUGAAUGGACCACAGCUCUCUGCUACAGUCGAUAAAGUGUGUGGACAACCCAAACAGCAAGAAGGGAACCUGUCAUCAGACAAUAUAGUGCCAGUGAAGGAAGCGACUGCUGACACCCAGACAUUUGUGAUGGCUCACGCUAGUCUGAACAAUAGAAGAAGUUCUCUGCCUCUGAAAGCUUCAAAGAAUGACAAAUCAAGAAGUUUGAAAAAAGUCUCUCGAGAGUUCAUCAAUUACAUGAAGCGAUCCCGAACCUUUUAUGCCUCUAUAGCAGAACGGCUGUGUGAUGGAGACCUGGUGAUGAGAGACAGCUCAACCUGCUGGAAUGGAGAGGAUGUUGUAGAAAGUUACACCAGCAGAGUUGUUUCCAAUGGACUGAAGGCACAAGUUAAUAAUCCAGAACUGAAAGUCAGAGGAUUGGACCCACUCAUCAGUAAUUUAAUCGACAAACUUCAGCACUUUAAUCAACUGGAUGCUGAGAAGGCAAAAUUAAAACUGGAAAGAUGGGCUUCCCGAGAUGCUGGCAGUGGGGGUGGAAGAAGUGAAGAGUUGGAGUCAAGUGGGGAUUGUGAUGAUGAGGAUGGCUGUCAAGGAUCUGGUGACAGGAUUCACACAGCAGAUAUACUCAAGGACAAGAAAACCCAUCCAGAAAACAGAAACGAACCAAAACCAACUGUGAAAAAGAUUGACAGCACAACCACCACAAGCACUGUCAAGUCAUCCUCUAAACACAGUGUAACUGGAAAUGGGAGCAAUCCAGCCCCGAGUUCCUCACUUGUUAUUUUAACAGCACUAGCAGUUCUGUGGCAUCAUCCACUGUAGCUGUGUUGCCUUGCAGCCACUGCACAAGCCUUUCUGUUCACUGUCAUUUAUACCUACAGCCUUACCCAACAGAAAACGAAUUUAAAUGGCUUUCUAGUUUAUAUGGUAUGUUAGAAUAAAUAUUAAACAAUAUGCUGGAGUUGGCAGAUACCAGGUGUCACAACUUACAAUGUCUGAAGAUAGGCUUUGACAAAGCCCACCACAAUACAGAGGCAAUGAUGGAAGUACAGAGGGAAUAACUGAAAACACAGGAAUUGUGUAUGUGUGUGUUACUGUUUUUCUCAGUUUUGUUUGCUGGAAUGUGACUGGCUGGGUUGGUUUGUUUAAUUUUUCUGAUAAAUUAUGUGAAUGGUCAGUCUUCAAUUUCAAGCCAAUACAUUAUUUUUCUAGUGAACAGCAAAAAAGCUAUGUCUGCCAUUGUAAACCAUGUUAAAGUGAAGUACUUACUCUCCACCAGCUUGAUGAAACUCCUGAGUGGUCAAGAAGAUCAAAGCAUGUUUGAAACUUCCUUUCGCUCUUACCGUUUAGAUUGUAGGCAGCAACAUAAAAGCAUAUGGUGUGUCUAAUAUAUCAGUAUAGUUGCCUUAACUAUGGAUAAAAUUAGAACCACUUUGUUUACUGAGGGAUAGAGAUAGUGAGUUUCCUUGCCCCACAAAAUGCCAUUACCAGAUGCUUAAGCAUAUGCUCAAGACUUAUUGGAUGAAUGUCCAGCAGUGGAAAACAUGAAUAAGCAUAUUUUAUCCAGUUGAAUGCAGCUCUGUACAGACUAAGAAAAAGGUAAUUCAAUUCAAACUCACUUUGCCUACGUGAUGGUAAAGAGAAACAGACUUAAAUUUCUCAUAAAGGUCCCAGAGAUAUAAAUUAUUGGGAACUCCCAUUAGACACUAACUAGAUUUUUGUGUAUUGUGCAUCUCUGAAAUCAACUGUUUUAUAAACUGUGUAUUAUUUAAUGACAUUUAAUGUUUAAAAUUUUGUGUCAUGGUAGGUGUAAAUGUAAACCAGUCUGAAAUCUGGCAUUCUUUGUUAUGCUUCAUCCUGAUUGCUACCCUAGAAAAUGUCAAAAUGUGCAUCAUAGUACAAGGCUAUUUUUCUAAAUCAAUGAUGCAUUAAUGCAUUUUGACCUUUUGGAUUAAAAAGUACUACAAUAACUUCUAAUGGGUUAAGAGUAAAUGUGUGUUUUCCAACACCUGUUUACAGUGCCAUUGAAUAUUUAUAUAUACAAACAGCACUGUAUGAAUACAGUGAUUAAUGAUAAAUACAUGAAACAUUAGCAUUGUUAUAUUUACUACAUUUCGUAACUAUCACAACAGUUUAAUGGCCGUUUUCAUGUUGUAGACUUUUAUUAUGUACAGUUUUAUAAGAUUUAAUGUAAAACACUUGCCUUUGUUUUUUUGUAAAACAUCUCUUUCGUAUUUAGAGUUAUACAGCCACUGACAUAACUCAGAAGAAGAACCCUGUAUCUUACUUAUCAACCUCAGGCAUUGUAUUGGCAACUUUGAUUAUAAAAGUCUGACUCAGAGAAGGUGCCAUGUGCCAGUGUUACUACUGGACGUUACUCCAUAGGAAGUGGCAAUAGUACAGAACAAGCAUACAGUAAGUGAAUAAAGACUCACGACACUUGUAUGUUUUUAGAUAGUAUUAGUGAACAUGUCUGUGUUUUAAUUAUGUUUGCAAAGGUGGGGCUUGAGUUUUGUUUUUAAUUUAGGCUCUUAGAUGGUAUUUACACACAUAAAGCUGCACAAGCGGUGUCUCUGAAGUGGCAGCAGCUAAGUUUUCUAAAAGAUACUUCCAUUUUGAUGUUGAAAGAUACUAACAUGAAAUAUUUUAUAUUUGAAUUCUGAUUUUUCAAAAUGGUAAGGCUAUUAAUAUCCCUAAGUAGUGCUUUCCAGUCAUAUCAGUGAAAACCAGUUUUCCCCCAAACACUAAAAUAGCUGUCCUGUGUUUCCCAGGGUUUGUGAGCUGCACCAGUCCUAUUGAACGAUAAUUACAAAUACCACUUCUAUUCAUUUUCAGAGCCCUUUGGAAAAGUGGACUUUUACCUGAGGAGGUGUUUAAGUCAUGUCAUUUGUACAGUGUAAGGACACCGUAAUUCCUUGUAGUCUUAAAGGAUCAGUUGUGAUGGCUGCUGUUAGACAGGUUGGUCCCUGUGCACACACUGAAAUGCACAUCAUGUGCAAACACUUGCCACCAGCUCCUCACGUAAUACCAAUCACUGUGGCUUCACUGAAGCAAUUCACUGAAGCAAAGAAGUGAAUCUGUUGCUUGUGAACCUGACCCCUUAUUUAGUAUUCUCACACUGAACAUGCUUAGUCAUUGUUCAGGCAAAUGUACACACAUUUGCACACAAGUUGCCAUCAGCAUUCCUUAGGGAUAGAGCUGGGGUUUCAGGGCUGGGCUCUGACACUACCAGAUUUCAGCUGUGCAGCUUGCACUUUUCAGUUCUUCUCACCUGCAGAGAGGGAACUUGAAUACCCAGAGUUACAUGUGUCUUUUUGAGGUCUUUCUGUAAGAGGUCUUGUGCUUUUAGCUCAGAGCAGUAAUUAGCUAGCCUAGUAUGCUGCUGGAGCAGAGGAAGUUGCAGAAGCCCUGCAAUAGGCAGGUAUAGAAUAACUCACCCAGGGGCUUAUUUGUUGUUGUUAAAUGUCAUAAUCUUGCUAAACAAAAACCUCUGAAAAAACAAGUGUUUGAAUUUGGGGUUUGGUUGGCAAGUAUUAGUGUAACACAGCAUUCAUCUCUCAAGUGAAACAAGACAACCUUUUAAAGUUUCUGUAACAAAACUAGAGCAAGUUCAAACUGUGGGGAGAUAGAAUUAACCCAUUUCAUGGGAUUCAACCAAUGUUUUAACAGACACAAAUCAUUACAGACGGAGAGAAGAGACUUCAGAGGACUCCAUGCCUAUUAAUACAUUUCACACUAACAUACUUUUACACUGUAAGAAGAGUAUUGGUCAAACCAGCAUGAAAUAUGUUCAUAAUGUGCAUCAAAAAUGGUGCAGCUUUAAGGGGCAAUGCAGUAUAUUUUUACUGAUGGUUUAUGACUUUUUUUUUCCUCAGGAUCGGUUGCAUUUACAUAUAUUAAAAAAAAAAAAAAGUGCUUUCUAUCAAACAACAAAUAUAUACCUGCAAAGGCAAACCCAACUGGCUGUGUCAGAUAAAGGAAGUAUUUCUUUUCAGAUGAAUUGGAUACUUAUUUUACAAACUCUUACUUUGUUAUCCAGGACACUGUAAUUACGAUGUAAUGAGGCAAGUCUAAAUUCAAAAUACUUUUAAACUUGUCUAUGUAAUCUCAGUGUAAAAUAAGGUACUGGUCGAAGAGCAUUGCUGUAGCUUUGCCUAACAGUUAUGAAUUGUAUUUAGCCAUUGCUUUUUGAAUGUUUAUUAUUUUGCUAUGACUUUCUUCUCAUAUUUUGCUGUGCCAGCAUUUGUGAAUGCCAGCGUUGGAAAGUAACUGCUGUCAUACAUUUGUGAGUAAAAUCAGUCUAUAAUUUCC